Tetrapisispora phaffii CBS 4417 is the source of this 1164-nucleotide messenger RNA. It is a transcript of the gene SPR28, whose product is annotated as septin SPR28. Gene Ontology annotation, biological process: division septum assembly; cytoskeleton-dependent cytokinesis; cellular bud neck septin ring organization. Gene Ontology annotation, cellular component: cell division site; cytosol; septin ring. NCBI's taxonomy places the organism in Eukaryota, Fungi, Ascomycota, Saccharomycetes, Saccharomycetales, Saccharomycetaceae. Gene Ontology annotation, molecular function: GTPase activity; molecular adaptor activity; GTP binding. The coding region runs from base 1 to 1164 and encodes 387 amino acids. The transcript has a single exon. The record is from RefSeq and is a predicted model, not a curated record.
AUGACAAAUUCUCACGAAAUCAAUACAGAAGAACUGAGAAUAAGGAAGAGAAUCCAAAAGGGCAAUAAUAUUUGUAUCAUGAUUUUAGGAUCAAAAGGAUCUGGUAAAUCGACGUUUUUGAACAACUUAUGCAGUACAAAUAUCUUUCCUACUUCGCAAGUUAAAGAAUGCUACCAAGAUCCAGCCUAUGCACAUAUCAGCCCAAAAUUAUUAGAAAUAAAGGAGAAAGUAUGUAUUGAGGAAGGAAAUGGUUCAAAGAUUAAUUUAGAUAUAUUAUUAUUUCAAGGUGCUGGAGACAAUCUUGACAACACCAAAUCACCGGGGAUAAUUAGAAAUUAUUUAAUGGAUCAAUUUGAUACUAUAUUAAAUGAAGAAAAGCAAGUAUCAAGAAAACCUAAAGUAAUCGACUCUCGGCCACAUGUUUGUAUAUAUUUUCUUAAGCCUAAUUCUAGAGGUUUAAGGGAAUAUGAUAUAAAGAUGAUGAAGGCCAUCGAAGAUUUCGUGAAUAUUAUACCUGUAAUAACUAAAAUCGAUACUUUGACAAGAGAAGAACUAAUCUACAAUAAAAGACUAGUAAUGGAAACCAUAAAUCAUUAUCAAAUACAAAUUUUUGAUUUUAAAGAUGAUUUGCUUAUGGAUAAUAUACUGGCAACAAAUGCAAAUAAACUAACUAGCCUCACCAAAGAUAUAAAUAACAACUUAAGAAUUUCUGAAAUGUUACCAUUUGGAAUAAUAUGCAGUAAUGAGAGUAUUACAGAAGAAAAUGGAGCUCCUCGUUAUAUUAGAAAUUUUGACUGGGGUAGCGUAGCAAUUGAUGACGUUCAUUAUUCUGACUUUUUAUAUCUAAAAAGCAUAAUAUUUGGUUCGCAUUUUCAAGAUUUCAAGGAUAUUACAGAAAAUGUCUUAUAUGAAAAUUAUAGGACAAAAAAGUUAAGUAAUAGAGAUGAAGUUAAUAAAUUAUCAGUUUACGACGAUUAUGGCAACGGCGGAAAGUCUUCAAUGAUUUAUAAGAGAGAAAAUGAGCUCAAGCAAUCAGUAAUGGACCCCAUUGAUGCUGAGCUAGAAGAAAAAAAUAAAUUAAUUGAAGCAUAUAAAAGAAAAAUAAAUGAAUUACAAAUGGUUAUCACAUCUAAAAGUUAUCAGAUGGCAUCAGAUCCAAAUUGA